AUGAAACAAUACUAUUCCGAGAAAUUGGGGCUUGAAAAGACGGAUCCCGCCCUUUGGCGCCUAAGAACAGACGAACUAGGCAGAGAAACAUGGCAUUACCUUUCGCCAGAAGAAGCAAAGAAGGAACCUCAGCUGAUUACAACAAAGUAUUUGUUGGGCAUGGAUGAUUUCCCAGCACCAGAGCCAGAAACCGAAAUCCGGUAUCCUCAUGACGCAGCAAAGAAGGGCUCAGAGUUUCUUUCGUUGAUCCAGGAGGAUUGUGGGAUUUUUGCGUGUCAGUACAAGGGCCCUAUGUUCAUGACAAUUGGGUACAUUGCAGCCUCGUACUUUACCAAGACGCCCAUUCCAGAGCCACAAAGAAUCGAGAUGAUUCGUUACAUCGUCAAUACUGCUCACCCCGUUGACGGUGGUUGGGGUUUGCACAGUGUGGACAAAUCCACCUGUUUUGGAACCAGCAUAAACUACGUGGCAUUGAGACUCUUGGGCCUCUCCAAAGACCAUCCUGUGUGCGUCAAAGCUCGUAAAACUCUUCAUCAACUAGGUGGGGCUUUGGGUAACCCCCACUGGGGCAAGGCGUGGCUCUCGAUUCUCUCCUUAUAUGAAUGGGAAGGUGUGAACCCUGCCCCUCCAGAAUUAUGGUCUUUACCAUACUGGGUCCCUAUCCACCCGGCUCGUUGGUGGGUACACACUCGUUCUAUCUACUUGCCUUUGGCGUACUUGAGUGCAUGCCGCACAAAAGUUGAAUUGGAUCCUUUGCUAGAGGAGAUUAGAGAGGAAAUCUACUUACCAAAACAAUUACCAUACUCUAAGAUUGAUUUUUCGAAGCACAGAAAUACUGUGUGCGGUGUCGAUUUGUACUACCCACACACAAAGGUCUUGGACACUUUGAACUGGGUAGUUGUAAAGUACGAAAAAUACAUUAGACCGAAAUGGGUUCUUCGCAAAAGUUGCGACAGGGUAUAUGAAUUGAUAAAAAAAGAGUGCAAGAAUACCGACUACUUAUGUAUUGCACCAGUCAGCUUCUGUUUCAAUAUGAUAAUUACCUAUCUUGAAGAGGGACCCGACUCCUACGCUUUCCAGCGCUUUUUGUACAGAAAAGAUGAUGUUCUUUUCCAUGGGCCUCAAGGUAUGACCGUUAUGGGUACCAAUGGUGUGCAAACAUGGGACGUGGCUUUUAUGUGUCAGUACCUUAUUAUGGCUGGCAUGUCAAGAUACGAAAAAUAUCACGACAUGAUUCUCAAAGGAUAUUGGUUUUUGCGUCGCUCGCAAUUCACUGAGGAAUGUGAAGAAGGGAGUUUCAGGGACAAAAGAAAGGGUGCAUGGCCCUUUAGCACGAAAACACAGGGCUAUACCGUGAGUGAUUGCACCGCUGAGGCAGUUAAGGCACUCAUCAUGGUUGAGAAUGAUGACUUCGUGGGCAAUAAAAUUCCUGAAGAAAUAAGGAUCAACCGGAAAAAUCUUGAAGAUGCCGUUGAUAGAAUUUUAUUUAUUCAAAACACCGGCAAUUUUGAGUUCGGGUCGUUCUCUUCAUACGAACACAUCAGAGCUACUCCACAGCUUGAAAAAAUCAGUCCCGCCGAAGUAUUCAACAACAUCAUGGUUGAAUAUCCCUAUGUUGAAUGCACCGAUUCUUCUGUACUAGGACUCGUUUACUUCAACAAAUACUAUCCAGACUACAAACCAGUGGAGAUCAACUUUGCUAUCGAUAAUGCUAUCCAGUAUAUCAUUGGCGCCCAGGAUAAAUACGACGGUUCUUGGUACGGCCUGUGGGGAGUCUGUUUCACCUAUGCGACUAUGUUUGCGGUAGAAGCAUUGGAAACUGUCGGUCACUCAUAUGCGACCUCUAAAACAGUGAAAAAAGGGUUGGACUACCUUAUUCGGAAGCAAGAAGAAGACGGUGGAUGGAGUGAGUCGAUGAAAGCCAGUGAAACUCAUACAUACAUUCCCACAGGCCAAUCCUUAGUUGUGCAAACAUCAUGGGCCGUGAUUGCGUUGAUCCUUGGUGGGUACCCGGACAGAAAACCUAUCGACAAGGCUAUAAAAUUGAUUAUGGAGAGACAAUCUUUAGCUGGAGAAUGGAAGUUUGAGGACGUUGAGGGUGUCUUCAACCACAGUUGUGCAAUUGAGUACCCAACCUACAAAUUCUUGUUCCCCAUCAAGGCGUUGGGCUUAUAUGCUAACAAAUAUGGCAAAGAGACUGAGCCAGUCGUCUGA
This is a messenger RNA of Candidozyma auris, 2214 nucleotides long. It is a transcript of the gene ERG7, whose product is annotated as lanosterol synthase ERG7. The transcript has a single exon. NCBI's taxonomy places the organism in Eukaryota, Fungi, Ascomycota, Pichiomycetes, Serinales, Metschnikowiaceae. Gene Ontology annotation, molecular function: lanosterol synthase activity. Gene Ontology annotation, cellular component: lipid droplet. Bases 1 to 2214 code for a protein of 737 amino acids. Gene Ontology annotation, biological process: triterpenoid biosynthetic process; ergosterol biosynthetic process. The record is from RefSeq and is a predicted model, not a curated record.